Mesorhabditis spiculigera is the source of this 1020-nucleotide messenger RNA. The record is from the annotation of a GenBank genome assembly. NCBI's taxonomy places the organism in Eukaryota, Metazoa, Nematoda, Chromadorea, Rhabditida, Rhabditidae.
AUGGCUGUCGAAUGCGCUACACAGAAGAAUGUGGAAAAGUCGGCGAAGACCAAGCGUGCCGAGAUUCAGAUCUAUCGCCCCGGGAUGAUGCGUCGUGGUGUUGAUAUCACAGCUGAAGCUCCGGCAAAACCUCAGAACACCGUGCCGACAAAUGAUACCCGGAAGCGAACAUCUUAUGGAAACAGCCCCAGGAUUCACCAGGAUUCAACAUCCGAAAAAGUUGCUCCUCGCCUUGUACCUACAGCUCUCGGAACAGGAAUUCGAUCCCGCAUCUCGUUUUUGCCUUCCAGUCAAGCUCCAAACGAAGAGGCUCCCCAAAACAUCCCCUACGCCCACGACGCUCGCCAAAACCAACGAGCCCCGCCGCGCCAAAACCCAGCCUUUGGCCAUGAUGAUAGAUGUUUGACCAGCAGAAACCCUGCCAACAACACACGUCGCAGCAUGGACGUCCCACGGCACCGCCAAGAGCCCAGAAAAUGGAUGGCACCUCAAUCGAGGCGUUCCGAGUUUGACGAGGACGAUCGGAGAUCAAACUUCUCGGUGUCGACUCGCUACUCUGAACGCUCGCGGAAUGCCUGGAAGCCUCGGGGUAUCGAUAUUCGGUCCGAUCUUUCGGGAUCUACACCAGAUUCGGUUAAUUCUUCUCCAGAGUUUGACAAGGAGCCACACAUCGUUGAAGUUAAGUGGGAGGAUCCUGAGCUUACAGAAGAGGAAGAAGAGCCUGUGGUUCCGGUGAAAGAUGUUCAGCCCUCUUCAGGGGAACCGCAAAGCCUCACGCAACUCUGCGACCUGUACGACAAGCUGGCGACGGAGGAUUGGAGCAAGAUUAUGAACGACGACGCCGAAGAGGAUUGGCAACCAUCCGCCGAAAACGAUGAAGGCGACGAGAACGAGAACGAGCCGCCAAGUGAUGUCGAGGAUGAGCGCGAUCCUGAGCCAGAAGAAGUUCCUAAAAUGACACACCUAUCGGCUCGUCUCGCUUCCAGAAUCUCGUUUUCCCCAGCUAAUAAGCAAGCCAUC